This is a messenger RNA of Glycine soja, 774 nucleotides long. RefSeq names its product protein MAIN-LIKE 1-like. The coding region runs from base 1 to 774 and encodes 257 amino acids. The transcript has 3 exons. Gene Ontology annotation, biological process: meristem maintenance; meristem development. The record is from RefSeq and is a predicted model, not a curated record. NCBI's taxonomy places the organism in Eukaryota, Viridiplantae, Streptophyta, Magnoliopsida, Fabales, Fabaceae.
AUGACUAAGUUCAUGAGGCCUACUCUAGAGAUUGAAGGCCUUGUGGCUGAAAGCGGACUAAGUCCUUUGAUCGCAUGUUCCCUAGAUACGGGCGAUCGAGGACUAAUGUUUGCUUUUGUGGAAUGCUGGUAUAAGGAAACUAGUAGUUUUCAUUUGUCUGUUAGAGAGGUGACUAUCACCUUGGAUGACAUGGCGUCAUUGCUACAUUUGCCUAUGAUAGAGGUGUUCCACAACUUCGAGCAACUUCAUGUCGAUGACACUAUCGAUAUGUUGGUGGAAUUACUUGAGGUCAGUGCCAUAGAGGCAAGAGCUAAGAUGAUUCAAUAUCAUGGCUCUUAUGUUCGACUAUCGUGGCUGCGAUACGUGUAUCAGAUGAAAAUCAAGAGUGGGACUUACGCUUGGGGCGCUGCUACACUUGUGCAUAUGUAUGAUAAUUUAAAUGUGGCGUCAAAGAGCACAGUGAGACAACUUGCAGGAUAUAUGACUUUGUUACAAUGUUGGAUCUACGAUCAUUUCCUGUCUAUUGGUUUUGCACUAGCUGUCAAGGAUUAUGACGAGAGGAGACCGCGUGCAUGCCGAUGGGCCUCUGGCAAGGCACUACUUGUGUUGAUGUAUCAAAGGCAUCUGGAUAGACUGGCCCCAGAUGUUGUGUGUUGGAUUCCGUAUGGUGACCACCAUUCAUUUAGAAAAUUUGAGGUCAUCUUCUUAUUUUUCGACCAUCUCAGAUGGAGUCCCUUGACGGUCAUUCACCGAUCAGAGAGGGUUGUACGAUAG